Messenger RNA from Sphaerodactylus townsendi, 1614 nucleotides. It is a transcript of the gene CHCHD4, whose product is annotated as coiled-coil-helix-coiled-coil-helix domain containing 4. Gene Ontology annotation, molecular function: protein-disulfide reductase activity. Gene Ontology annotation, biological process: protein import into mitochondrial intermembrane space. Gene Ontology annotation, cellular component: mitochondrial intermembrane space. The record is from RefSeq and is a predicted model, not a curated record. NCBI's taxonomy places the organism in Eukaryota, Metazoa, Chordata, Lepidosauria, Squamata, Sphaerodactylidae. The transcript is spliced from 3 exons. The coding region runs from base 390 to 800 and encodes 136 amino acids.
UGUCACAAAAGCAUGUCGGGAAAUUCACUACCCGCAAAACAUUGUGGGAUAUGUAGUUCUUUUAUGAAUAACGGAUUAAGCGGUCUCGUGUUGUCGUUGCAUUUUCUAAAGUCCCCGUGAUAAUUCAGGAAGGGACUGCCGCCUGCAUGGCUGUGAUCCCAUUUGUAUGUGCGUUUAUAUGUGUGUGAGGUAGAGCAAAGGCGCUGAGCCGGCGCUCCGGGCCUUUCCUUGAGGUCCUUCCCGUGCCAUUAGGGUUAGAGGUCGCCGCGAGGGAGGCUGGAAACAGAAAACGUGCGCUCCAUUCUGGCGCCAGCGCUUGAGCGGGGAAGAACGGACGGGUCGCUGUGAGGGCCACUCGGCGUGGUGGAGGGAGCAACGCGCUCUCAGCUAUGUCCUACUGCAGGCAAGAAGGAAAGGACAGAAUAAUAUUUGUGACCAAAGAGGACCAUGAGACACCAAGCAGUGCUGAACUGGUAGCAGAUGAUCCCAAUGACCCUUAUGAGGAUCAAGGUUUGAUAUUGCCCAAUGGAGAUAUCAACUGGAAUUGUCCUUGUCUCGGUGGAAUGGCUAGUGGCCCUUGUGGGGAACAAUUCAAGUCAGCCUUUUCCUGCUUCCAUUAUAGCAAGGAAGAUAUAAAGGGGUCAGAUUGUGUGGACCAGUUUCGUGCAAUGCAGGAAUGCAUGCAGAAGUACCCGGAUCUCUACCCUCAAGAGGAAGAUGAUGACGAAGAAGAAGAAAAGCAGAACAAAGAUUUAAAAACUACUCCUUCUGUAGCUAAAGUGGAGGAGGGAUCUAGCUAAUGAAGCUGCAGGGGGGCUGCGGUCUCCCCUCCAUAUUCAAAAAGACACAUGAACUUAAACACACCGCCUUCUCUUCCCCUCUGCUCUUCCUUUCUCACCCCACUUCCCUCCUGAUUCUUUAAGGAAUGCCUCUUCAUCUCCGUUCUGCACACUGCCUUGUGAAAUGGAGGACAAAACUCAGCCAUUGGUCUUACUGAGUAAAUGCUGUAGAGAGGUCAAGCAUGCCUACCCAUUGUGAAGCCACUGAUUUAACUCUUGUUUUCUACUCCAGUCAUGCUCAUCUUGCAGCUUUUCUUGUACAAGAUUAGUCGAGACAAUCUACAGGAGGGUUAGGAGAGAAUCUGUUGUUAUGAAUGUAGGGUGAAUGUUUGAUUUCAUUAAAUUUCGAUCAUUAACUGUUUUGUGUGUGCUCUAUACUAAAAUCAGUAUAAAACCCUUUCUUAACAGCACCAGAGUCAUACAGUGCAGAGCAGAGGUGAAGUUUUCAGUGGAACAAUCGGUGCUUCAGUGAUGUAUGCAGUUUGCAUAAACUACUGAUUCCUGGUAAUAGAAAGAUAGUGUUGGGAUGGGGGGAAAGCCAGAUUUUUGCUAUUUUUAAAAAAUAAUCUGUGUUAAUCAGCUCCUGAUGUAACUGAAUUGACAAGAAAAUAUUAAUGUUCCUGGUUUGUGGGGUUCCUUCUAGUCUGUUCCAUCUUCAGAUAGGCGGAUAAAAUAUAUGCCCUUGAUAGGAAAAUUAUAAUGUUACCUGGAGUAACAGCCUGAGUAAACACUGUGAUUACUGUGACUGAGUAGACAUUAAAAAAAGUAAAAUCUU